Molecule: messenger RNA, 468 nt
Organism: Fusarium subglutinans
Lineage: Eukaryota; Fungi; Ascomycota; Sordariomycetes; Hypocreales; Nectriaceae
Exons: 1
Coding region: 1-468 (155 amino acids)
Source: RefSeq, a predicted model, not a curated record
AUGGAAGCCCUUUUGUCCCAUAAAGACAACUUGGAAUUCCUUCAUCUUGAUUUCGCUGAGGCAGCUCUCGCUAGCUUUUACCUCCACGGACCACGAGAACGACUAUACAUGGGUGUUGAGCUGCGACAAAUGCACAAAUUGAAACGCCUUAUUCUAGGGUCUCAGAACAUAUGUGGACUUCUAGCGAAUGGCACAGUGUAUGAUUACACGAUGGACGCAUCUAUUCAGACUCCAAGAGUUGUUGAAUGUAUUCCAGAGUACUUGGAGUACCUUGAGAUUCACAGCUGUGGAAGGAACAUCAUCAAUCAGCUCGAGGAGUUCCUCGACACUCUGGCCGAUCCAGGUCGGAUCCCAAAAUUGAAAUCUGUCAAGUUUACAUUCAACAAGAAAUGGGUGAAGGAAGAAGAAAUGAAGAGCCUUGCUACGAGUAGAGAUGGUCUAGUACUGGAGGUUAUUCGAUGUCGGUGA